This is a messenger RNA of Thunnus maccoyii (southern bluefin tuna), 952 nucleotides long. Its product is annotated as interactor of constitutive active ROPs 4-like. The record is from RefSeq and is a predicted model, not a curated record. Lineage: Eukaryota; Metazoa; Chordata; Actinopteri; Scombriformes; Scombridae. The transcript has 2 exons. Bases 114 to 806 code for a protein of 230 amino acids.
AGAGAUAAUAUUCCUUGUGGCACUCACAUGAAAACAAAUUAUUUGACAAACCCAGAUUCAGGUUAUGAAAAGACCAAACUCCUCAUCAGUGACAGAGAGCAACAUUCAACAAGAUGACUUCAAAAAAUAAUCCAUCGGCCCUGGACCCCAGGGAGUUGUGCGGGCAGCUGAGCAACUGCCAGAUAGAGAAUGAGGCUCUGGGAGUACAGGUCGAGGUGCUGAGGGCUCACCUCCAAAGUGCAGAGCAACACAUUGCCUGUCAGGAGAACAAGGCUACUGAGCUGUCCACCAGACUGGAGACAGAGACCAAAGAAAAUAAGUUGCUGUUGAAACAGGUGGAGCAUUUAACCAGCAAGCUCAAGGAUGAGAGGGCCGAGAGACUGAUGCUCACUGAUCAGCUUCAGACAGAGAGAGACACCCAUCAGGAAGAACUUGAGGCACAGAUGAGGUCUCAUGCUGACAGGGUGAGAGAGGACCAGGUGAAAUGUGAAAUGAUGGACCUGAAAAAAAGACUUCAGGAACAGACUUCCAUCAAUGUUAAGCUUGCCACUCAGCUCCAGGCUGAGAGAGAGGUAAGCCAGGCCCUCCAGGCAGAAAGUGCCAAGCUCAAAGAAGAGCUGAAGGAACAGGAGGACAAAGCCCUCGUCGCAUUACAGGCCAUUAAGAUGCUGGUAGAGGAGGAAACCACUGGUGAGAAGGUUCCAGGGAAGAAAAAGAAGAGAUCAGUGUGGAAAAGAAUCUGCCACUCCCUCGGUUUGAGGAGGAAAAGGAAUGAGAGACAGGAGGAGUCCACUUCCACCAACUGAGACUUCUAAACUACAUACAAAAUCACCAAAUGAUGAUACCAACCAAAUACUUUCAAUAAAACAAGCUCAUAUUACGAACAUGUGCUUUUGCUAAAUUGUGAUGGCUUAAAACCACCGGAAUAAAAUGUUGUCAUGUUGGUGGCAAA